Messenger RNA from Oppiella nova, 861 nucleotides. Lineage: Eukaryota; Metazoa; Arthropoda; Arachnida; Sarcoptiformes; Oppiidae. The record is from the annotation of a GenBank genome assembly.
AUAUGUAUACUCGAUGACAUUCAACACAAACUCAGUGGCGAACCACAUCUGGAUCAAAGUCUCCCGUUUUCCUCCAAACAACACAUGAAUAUCGUUGCAAAUGUCGAUGCAGAUCUGGGUCUCGACUCUUAUCUGAAUAUAAAGUCGACUCAAAACAUAACAAAUGCGAAACCAUUGGACAACAAGCAAAAGAAGUCACAACCCCUUCGAAUUAUAUCGUUUGUAUUGCAGUCGAUGCAGAUCUGGUCGACUCAAAACAUAACAAAUGCGAAACCAUUGGACAACAAGCAAAAGAAGUCACAACCCCUUCGCUACAGAUCUCAAUCCGUUGACUACGAGUCCGUCGGCGGCAUAUUCGACAUCGACGUCGAUGUGGACGAAGGAAACGCUUUCGACUCCAUCUCCUAUUCGGACGAAGAAGACGACGAUUCGAUCGCUUUUCGGAAUACCAAUAAUGACUACAAUUAUAACAACGGGAGGGCUGUUCCCAACGCACAAAUUAACGCACAAACCCAUGGACUUAUGGCCUAUUCGUUACCCAUUCAGGUACAGGUGCCAAAGUGGAAGACUUUCUACAAUCACAAGCACGACAUCGAUGAGGAAGACGUGCCAAUGAUUAGAAACGAUGAAACAAUUGCCGAAAGCAUUAAGAAGUUGGCGAAGAGUGUACGAAACGAAUCGGACAUAUUUGGCGAUCGGCCGCGUCGUCGUCUCAAUACGGGAGACCUGAUUAAGUCGCGUCCCAUUUGAUUGUCAGACUUCCCGUCAAUCUAUCCAUAGAUUGAUUGCAAGGCUUUUAUUACUCUUAUGUUAUGUUGUAAUUCAAUGACAAUAUAUUUCCCUCUCUUUCCGAAACUCGAU